Messenger RNA from Hylaeus volcanicus, 798 nucleotides. Its product is annotated as caveolin-3-like. Gene Ontology annotation, molecular function: molecular adaptor activity. The record is from RefSeq and is a predicted model, not a curated record. The coding region runs from base 97 to 690 and encodes 197 amino acids. NCBI's taxonomy places the organism in Eukaryota, Metazoa, Arthropoda, Insecta, Hymenoptera, Colletidae. The transcript has 5 exons. Gene Ontology annotation, biological process: caveola assembly. Gene Ontology annotation, cellular component: caveola.
UACUGCCAACAAUACCGGCUCGAGCAACGGAAAGAGAACUCGCAAAAUAGCCUUGGGUAUACUUGCUGCGACGACCGUGAACUAUUUCUCGGUAUUAUGUCGAGUCACGAGCCACUGAACGAUAAUUCGUGGCCAGCUUCCGUGAACGCAUGUCGAGAUAAUUUUCUCCGAUCGGGAAAGCUUAUUGGUAAAAAUGCUGGCAGACUAUGGAAAGGUGCAAAGGGGAUGGACAAGCCCGAGUCCUCCACCGCAGACGAGAGCAACGGGGAUCUCGAGGACAGGGACCCCAACAGUUUGAACCAACACCUGCAGGUGAUGUGGGAUGACGUGAUCGGAGAACCGGAAGGAAUACGCAGCCCCGAGUGCGCGUGGCGUCUCAGCGGUCACUGCUUCCGACUGUCCAGGGGAUGCUGCUACGUGUUGCUCUCGGUUCUCGUUGCUCCGUUGCUCGCCCUCUGCUUAGGCUUCACCUUCGCUUGCCUCGCGUUUCAGCAUAUAUGGUGCCUGGCGCCUUGCCUCCGCGUUUGGAAAAUUACCUGCGCGGCGACGAGAAAUUUUCUCACCGCUCUGACGCAGGCCAUCGUGCGUCCCUUCAUGGACUCCAUCGGCUACUUGUUUCACAACAUUCGGGUGUACAAUCAACAGCUACCAGAUGGUCCUGCUCACAAAGAAGACGUCCUCGUGGUGUAAGAUUACCAUCGAGAAAUCGACCAUCUAUAUCGUUUACGAAUCAUUCGAGUGCCUUCUGAGUCGACGGGUAAAGAUUAACGUAAAAUUUGAACAAUAUCGUUUUUACAU